AUGGCAAACAUUGUCUUCCUCGCUGCCCUUGCCUUCGCCGCUGCUAAGCCAAGCGUGCCAGCUUUUCUAGCCGCCGCCCCCGCUCCGUUGGUAGCUGCACCGGCUCCACUAGUAGCUGCCGCCCCAGCUCCAUUUGUCACUGCAUCCAGCUCCCAGUACAUUGCUAGGAAUUACAACGGUGUCUAUUCAGCACCGCUUAUUGCAGCACCAGCGUACGCACCAGCUUACGGCCCAGCCUACGCGUCGGCCUAUGCUCCAAGCUUCGCACCAGCUGCAAGAAUAAUUUCUCCUUAUUCAGCACCCUUAACCUAUGCAGCACCUGCUCCAAUUGUAGCCUUUAAAUGA
Molecule: messenger RNA, 345 nt
Organism: Pieris macdunnoughi
Lineage: Eukaryota; Metazoa; Arthropoda; Insecta; Lepidoptera; Pieridae
Source: the annotation of a GenBank genome assembly